UUUGAAUUAUCUAAAAAUUAAUUUUUAUUUUUGAAUUAUCUCAUACAUUUUUGAUUUUAAUUUUGCUUUUGCAAUCAACUGAUUGGCACAUACCUGUAAUUUCCAAUAUGGAGAAACUUACCGAAAGAGAAAGUGAUACAGUGUCGUAAACCUCUAGUAAGUUCGUCACCGUUGAGAGUGAGAUUUGUUAGUCAACGUUUCGCUCGUCGACAGUGGCAAGCUGCAGAUAUUUAACGUGUUCUCAAAACAAAUUAACCAAGAAGUUAAUUUAAUUUUUAAUUAUUUAGAUUAUUGUUUUUAUAAAUGUGUUAGUUUUCCAAAUUAGCCUUAUCUAAGUUUAAAAAUUAAUUUUAGAAACUUUCAUAUUGCGAUAAAUGAGAACAUGUUGCAAAUAUUAAUGAUUCUCUCGUUUAUUUGCUCGUUGGAUUUACUGAGUGCCCGUCCUGCGGAAGAACCUAUAAAAUUCACUUUUGACAACAUACGAAAUAAUACAGAAAACACUAUACCUUCAAAAUCGGAAGAAAGAAAGGAAAUAUUAGAACAUGUUGCUGAUGCUAUUAGAAUUGGCCAAGGAAGAUUUAUCAAUUUGAUAAUAUUAACCAGAAACAUCAUUGCCAAUCGAGCAAAGAUAAACAAUGAAUUCCGGAAUAAUUUUGAUCAAUUAAUUAUUAAAUCUGACAAACUUCAGAGUCGCAGAUCUAUACCACCGAUACGAAGUACAACGCCAAUUAUUUUAUUUCCUCCAAUGGAGCAAGAGACAAUUCGUUUAGAAAAUGAGACUGCCCAAGCCAUUUUGGAAAGACGAAAACCUGACAACAUUAGACAACUUUUGAAUAGAUUCUUGACUCCAAAGCCACUUGUUGAUCGAAUUAAAGAAGAAGAAAAAUAUGGUAAUACUGGAGAUAAAUUCACCGGAGUCGAAAAAGCGGUUAUUAAUGGUUAUGAGAAUUUCAGUAACUUUUUGAAUCUUCUAACGGACUUUCCUGUCGGUAUUGCCAAACAAACUUCUCGAGGAAUAACGGAGAUAUUGAAUGAAUUAGGAGCACGAAUCAUUGGACUCCAAUAAUAAAUAUAAUAGAAUAUAUACACACGCUUAAUUAAUUAAGUGAUGUAUAUAAAUUAAAUAAAAUGUUAUAUAUUAGAGGAAAAGAGGGGUGGAACUUUAUACCUCAUUUACAUUUUGUACAAUAAUUUUGUUAAUAAACAAUAUUUUAAAUUGAAAACUUAAUAUUUCUAUUUAUCAAUGUAUUGUUUAAUCGAUUGUAGGCUCAAAAUUAUAAAAUAUUUAUUUCUUAGGAUGCUAUUUAUGUAACGACACUGCAAAA
Messenger RNA from Monomorium pharaonis (pharaoh ant), 1325 nucleotides. RefSeq lists its product as uncharacterized. The transcript has 4 exons. The record is from RefSeq and is a predicted model, not a curated record. NCBI's taxonomy places the organism in Eukaryota, Metazoa, Arthropoda, Insecta, Hymenoptera, Formicidae. Bases 383 to 1066 code for a protein of 227 amino acids.